UACUUCCUUUUUGAGCCUGCAGAAGUGCUUUCAGUCUCACAGGAGAUGGCGAGGCUGUGGCAAGUCAUGCUCCUGUGCUGUGCACGGAUGCCUCUAUGUCUGCCAGCCACUGUAACCCUCAUUGGCACAACAGAGGAGUGUGAAAAAGCUCACUUUGUCCCUGGUUACAAUCUGGGUGGAGAAGGCUUCGACAUCGUCACAAUGGAACGCAAAUAUGCCUAUGUCAUCGACACUGAAAAAUGGAACCUUGGCAAUGGCACUUGCAAGUUAGUCAGUAACGACUACAUGAAUAGGGAAAAGCAGAAGAUCCCAGUUGCUGUGGUGGACUGGAGGAUCAUUCCCAAGUCCACCUUAGAGGUCUCUGGUACAGUCUAUGAUUCUGUUGAAACUCUUGUCAACGAUUCCACAUCAUCUGUGAGCAAUGACUGGAAAAUUGGCCUUAAAAUCCCUGUAGACCCCAGUGUCACUAUUGGGGUUGGCUUUGGAGGGUCCCACUCCAGGGAUUCUACCUUUGCCAUGCAAAAGUCAAAACAAGACCGAUACACCUUCCUUCGCCAUUCUGUCCACUCUAUCGUCUAUAGAUACAGACUGGCAACAAAUCCUCCACUGAGCCAUGAAUUUUCUUCAGCCAUAAAAUCUCUUCCUGCCUAUUCACGUAGAACUGAGACACUGUAUCGCGGUUUGAUUGACACAUAUGGUACACAUUACAUCACACAGGUAUCUCUAGGAGGGGAAAUAAAAGCAUUCACUUCUAUCAAGACCUGCGAGGCAGCCAUGAGUGGAGUGUCAGCGACAGAGGUCAGUGACUGUUUGUCAGUUGAGGCCUCAUGUAGCUUUCUAAAUACUGCCCGUAUUGAGGCCAUGACCAAACACUGUGAGGCAGAGAAAAAGAAAUUAGGCCAUGGCCAAAGUUUCAGCAGCACAUUUAGUGAGCGUAUCACAGAGGUCACUGGUGGAAUGGUUGAUGAAGCUGAUAUCUUGUUUAAAGGCCAGUCAGACCCCUCUUUCUAUAACAGCUGGAUUAACUCACUGAAAAAAAUACCUGAUCUGAGCGACAGAUCGCCAGGGUGUGACAACGAAGAUGGCUUCAAGCUGAGGAGACGUCUUGAAACAGAGUCACGGCAGUGUCACAUCCUGAUCGUGGCAUGA
Monopterus albus (swamp eel) is the source of this 1149-nucleotide messenger RNA. Its product is annotated as perforin-1-like. NCBI's taxonomy places the organism in Eukaryota, Metazoa, Chordata, Actinopteri, Synbranchiformes, Synbranchidae. Gene Ontology annotation, molecular function: wide pore channel activity. Bases 46 to 1149 code for a protein of 367 amino acids. The transcript is spliced from 4 exons. Gene Ontology annotation, cellular component: membrane. Gene Ontology annotation, biological process: defense response to virus; T cell mediated cytotoxicity; immunological synapse formation. The record is from RefSeq and is a predicted model, not a curated record.